UUGAAAAAUUUUCUGAGAGUAAGAAGAAAAAAUAAGAUAAAACAAAGUGAAGGAGGGGGCAAAUCAAACAAAAAUCACAUAAGAGAUGCUAAGUUUAGCGCCUUGUAUUCAAGAGUAGUGAAACGAGACUUUGAAUCUCCGUCAGAAGAUGACUUCGCUGGCCUUCCCCAAUCAAUGGACAGUCAUGGCAGAACACAGUAACCAAAUACUCACCUGGAAGGUACACUUUGUGAGAGUAUUCAAGAAAACCAACCCAUUAAUCUACUUCCCUAAAAUCUCUCUUUACAACCAUCACUCGCAUUUCCAACUUUGCUUUUCGCAACGUUCCUAUAAUACUCACGAAAAACCCAAUUCUUUUGUGACAAAAGGUUUCAUUCUUAUAACCUUCUCAUUCGCUCUUCUUUCCCUUCGCGUAAUUUCCACAAUUCUUCUUCCCGAGUUUCCUCAAAGAUGGAGCCGACUCAUCGAAUUCUCUAAACAAGCUGAGUCGGAGCUGAUGAGUAGCUGUCCACAGCAUUUGAUCCGAGCUGUGGUUGCCUAUGAGGAUAGAAGAUUCUUUCGCCAUUUUGGCAUCGACCCAGUUGGCGUUGCUCGUGCUGUUUUGUCACUCUCGUCUCGUGGUGGUGGUAGCACCAUUACCCAACAGCUUGUCAAAAUUUCAUUCUUGAAGAAUGAACGCACAUUCUUGAGGAAAAUUGUUGAGAUGAUUCUGGCUUUAGCACUAGAGGGAACAAUCUCAAAAAUGGAAAUCUUGAGUGCUUAUUUGUCUAAGAUAUAUUGGGGACAUGGUAUUUGUGGUAUUCAAUCAGCAUCAAACUUGUAUUUCGGAAAACACAUAUCCCUUCUUAGCUUGGGAGAAUGUGCUAUGCUUGCAGCAAUGAUACCAGCGCCAGAGCUCCGGUCACCAUUCAGGGACACUAGCAGAGGAAAGACCUUCCAAGCUAGAGUUCUGAAAAGGAUGGUGGAAUUUGGAUUUCUUGAUGUAGAGAUGGCAAGCGUUGCUGUAAAACAGCAUCUCAGAUUUAAUUCUGGAAGCCCAGAUCACCCAGAUGGAUUCUUGGUUAUAUCGUCUUUCUCUCAAGAGCAUUCAAGUAUGGGCACAAAGUGUGACGGAGGUUCAUUCUCGACCAUCAAGAGAGUAUGGGACUGGGAAACAGAAAGCAAAAUCUGGGAAGUGAAAGAGGACAUGGACAGAUGGGCAACUGGUGUAAAAGAUCGGGGCAUCGAUAAUUCCAAGUUCAAAUCAAAACUUCUUUUCAUGAUCAGAUAACCUGGUUGAAGUGAUUGACGUCCAACAUUGUGUACUUCUGCUUCACCAGACAUCUCCCCAACAGGUGUUCCGCUAUCAUCAUCUAUAGGUUCAGCAAAUGUCUCAUCUGUACCACUCUCCUUUGAUGUUGCAAAAUCCUCAAUGCCAGGAAUCUCAUUGUUGGCAGGAAGCAUAUCACUCUCCUGUUUAUCUGUUGCUCUUGUAUGUGGUUCAGGAAUGUGAAGUGACUCAAGAUCAUGAGAAGAUACAUCACUCCCCCUGUUAUGAACUGUGAGAGGCACUUUAACUGUGGAAAAAGCUUUGGCAAAAGGAAAAAUGUGUUCUUUAAAAAUGACAUCCCUGUGAUGGUGACUCUCAACACGCACACAAGUGUACGUGGUUGUUCAAAGAGUACAAAUUGGUGUAGUUAGGAUAUUGUACCCAAAGACUGGUGAUUCAGCAAGAAUCUCGUAAAUUUUAAUGCCGCAAUUUUAGACAAGUGUUAAAGUAACUGAAAGAGAAUUUCUUUAUUGUUAUUUAUAUCUACCUAAAUUUAAAGAUCGAAAGCAAGUAAAGAUUGUGCUCACAAAGAGAGAUUUCAGGGUUACUACUUUGUUUCACAAUCUUGUAAAGUAUUUGAUUUCAUCGACUUAAUUCACUUAACUAGUUGU
Molecule: messenger RNA, 1920 nt
Organism: Solanum dulcamara
Lineage: Eukaryota; Viridiplantae; Streptophyta; Magnoliopsida; Solanales; Solanaceae
Biological process (GO): peptidoglycan biosynthetic process
Molecular function (GO): peptidoglycan glycosyltransferase activity
Source: RefSeq, a predicted model, not a curated record